GUCUGUUGGCAGCGAUAAAGCUCCCCAAUAUCAAAAUAUAUCGCUUACGGCACACUUCACCUGAGCGAGUGAUACAAAUUUGCUGCUAUAUUUAAAAAUCUAAAGAAGGCUAAAAUAAGACGGUACUAAGAAUUCAGCAAACGUCGAACUUAUUUUAACAAGCAAGUUUUUAUUGGUAGCUUAAUAAACUAUUUUUUACUUUAUACUUCAACAUGGAUCCCGCAGUACUAGUGAAAUUGGAAGAUGGUUGGUGUUCGUUAUACUCCUCUGACAGCAAAUCGUUGCUAAAGAAAUAUCUGACAAAAGAAGUACUAGAUGAAUUAAAGAACAAAAAGACUAACUUUGGAUCCACACUUUUGGAUUGUGUGCAAUCUGGAUUUGAAAACCAUGAUUCGGGAGUUGGUAUUUAUGCUCCCGACGCUGAUGCAUACACAGUGUUUGCUCCAAUAUUCGAUCCCAUCAUCGAGGACUAUCAUAAAGGAUUCAAGUCCACAGACAAACAUCCCGCCAAAAAUUGGGGUGACGUGAACACUCUUGGUGACCUGGAUCCAGAAUGCAAAUACAUCAUUUCUACGAGGGUACGUUGUGGUCGUUCACUGGAAGGCUAUCCGUUCAAUCCAUUGUUGACCGAACAGCAGUACAAGGAGAUAGAGAAUAAGGUUUCUUGCACACUCCAGGGACUAGGUGGUGAAUUGAAAGGAGAGUUUUAUCCUUUAACUGGCAUGUCUAAAGAUGUACAGCAGAACUUAAUCGAUGACCAUUUUCUAUUUAAAGAAGGUGACCGAUUUUUACAGGCUGCUAACGCUUCGCGAUUCUGGCCGACUGGCCGUGGUAUAUUCCAUAACGAAAACAAAACGUUCCUGGUUUGGUGCAACGAGGAAGAUCAUUUAAGGCUCAUAUCGAUGCAACAAGGAGGAAACUUGGGAGAGGUUUAUUCGAGGCUCGUAACAGCGGUAAACGAUGUGGAAAAACGACUUCCAUUUUCGCAUCAUAACCGUUUGGGAUUUUUAACAUUCUGUCCAACAAACUUGGGGACAACCAUCCGUGCAUCAGUUCAUAUUCAGCUGCCUAAAUUAGCCGCGGACAAAGCUAAAUUGGAAGAAAUUGCUGGAAAAUAUAAUUUACAAGUUAGAGGUACUCGCGGAGAACAUACAGAUGCAGAAGGUGGAAUUUAUGAUAUUUCAAACAAGAGGAGAAUGGGUUUGACCGAGUAUCAAGCUGUUAAGGAAAUGAAUGAUGGUAUAAAAGAGCUCAUAAAGAUCGAAGAACAAUUGUAAGUCUGGGUGUUAUUACGUCCUACAUGCGAUAGGUCUUUAAAUUUCAAUAAAUCUAGUCAAAUAAAAACAAUGUAGUAUUAUAUUGCUUCUUUUUUUUUACUAUUGUUACUUUAUUUUGCUUGAGCAAAAUAUUGUUAACGAGGUUAUAAGCUUAUAUAAUGGACAUCAAGUUACGUAAUAAAUUUCAAUAAUAUUAUUCUAUUAUACUAAUAUAGGAACAAAUGUGAGAGGAUAAUAUUAUAAUCAUAAUAAUGAACAAACUACCAGAUUUGUUUCCAUUAUUUAAUAACAUAAAAUAUGUCCUCUUAUUUUUUUCGUAUUAUACUAACGUAACUUCUAGUAUAUCUUUAAUGUUUAUUCAGUUUUAAAGGCUUUUAAAAUAUAUCUUCCGCAAUCUUAAACACGAUUAAUUUAAAUAUGUACGUAAUUGUGAAGCUCAUUCGUUAAAUAUGAAGUAUUAGACAGUGGUGGUCCAAACUUUUUGGGUCUUUGAAGCAAAUUGUAUAUUUUUAAUAUUUUUACCACCAACCACCCCCUUUAUUGCAUUAAAAUGAUAAUUUACUAUGUUAAUUAUUAUAUUUUUUAUGACAAUAAUUGUACUGAGGUAUUACAAUUAUACCACCGGCAUCCAC
Myzus persicae (green peach aphid) is the source of this 1909-nucleotide messenger RNA. It is a transcript of the gene Argk1, whose product is annotated as arginine kinase. Gene Ontology annotation, biological process: phosphocreatine biosynthetic process. Lineage: Eukaryota; Metazoa; Arthropoda; Insecta; Hemiptera; Aphididae. The transcript has 8 exons. Gene Ontology annotation, molecular function: creatine kinase activity. The coding region runs from base 213 to 1277 and encodes 354 amino acids. The record is from RefSeq and is a predicted model, not a curated record.